Molecule: messenger RNA, 2960 nt
Organism: Aphis gossypii (cotton aphid)
Lineage: Eukaryota; Metazoa; Arthropoda; Insecta; Hemiptera; Aphididae
Exons: 4
Coding region: 456-2588 (710 amino acids)
Biological process (GO): intracellular protein transport; transcytosis; endoplasmic reticulum to Golgi vesicle-mediated transport
Cellular component (GO): Golgi stack; ER to Golgi transport vesicle membrane; endoplasmic reticulum
Source: RefSeq, a predicted model, not a curated record
ACAGCCAUCUCUCUUGAGUACAGCACUUUCUUAUAUUAUCCUAUACGCUAUUAUGUACUACCACUACUACUGCUACUACGAUUUAUACUCGUUUUGUAUCCGAUGUUUACACACGUUCGCUAAAUCUGCAAACCCUUAGUGUGAGGAUCUGUAAUACGACGUCGAACAGUGCUCGUUUCCGAUCAGCCACUUUCGGUCGCAGCAGUCGCGCGCAGUGGUCUCUCGAACUUCAAAACAACUACGACUACAACAACAUCGACGACAACAGCAACAACAACAAACACGAGAAAUCCCUAACACACUGCAGAUUUUACUUGAGCCAACACCGUCGUUACGAUUUUUUUUUUUUUAAUUUCAUCGUCUAACCCUCUUAUCGUGUUCGCUGAAUCCCGGUGAAUGGCAUCGGUGACGACCGGGAAUAGUCAACGGUAUCCAUCGAGACAGGAUUUUUCAGGAUGAUCUCUACGACUGUAAAAUCGUCUAAGAUUGAACAAUGUCAUCGUGAAUUGACAUCCGGUUUGAUGAAUGCGAGCGGAGACGACGUCGAUACGAUUAUGAUGAAUAAAAAAAUCAAUGGCGGUCACCAUCACAACUGCGUUCCGACGCUACUGCAAGUUACUGCUGCAGUGGCGGCGAUACUGUUGAUGAGCUGCACCUGUGCAGCGAAUGCAGAACCCGUGGCUCCCGUCCAAGUGGCCGCCGCCGUGGCCACGGCCACCGGGACCAGUGAAGUUCCGGCGCUGCCCGUCGAAAAACCCGCGGAGGCCGUUGAUCCGUCACCCGUAGGUGCGGCAUUUUCGCAGUCACCACAGUCGCAGGAGAUCGUUACCGAAUCGGUGCAGGAAUCGACCACCCAGACGGCGGUAACGGAAAACGGCGAUCCCCAAAACAAGCUGCAACUGAUCAACGAUAAUAAUGUUCAACAAGACGAAAAACUGCGGCAACAGCAACAGCAACUGCUGUUGGCCCCGUUGCUGACUUCGGGGCAAAUGCCCGCAGUGUGGUCAUCCCAACCGUCGCAACAGCAGGCCGCGGUCGACAGUAUUUCGGUGAUACCUUCGCUGUCGUCUCUCGUCGGACGAGAACGCACCGUGGUCGAAAUCGUGCCCGUGCCCAGCGCUUCGGAACAACACCUCGUCGAUUCGCCGUUGCGUCAACCUCAACCGGAAUACAAGUACAUCGGAAGUUUGCAACCGGAAUCGGAACUACAACAGCCCGAACGGGAAAUACGACAAUCCGAACAGGAACAACAGCGACAACCCGAACAGGAACAGCGACAACCCGAACAGGAACAGCGACAACCCGAGCCGAACGAGCAACAACCACCGUCCGAACUCAGCUCGGAACAGCUACAGCAACCGUCGACGAUCCAACAGGUGCAACAACAACUGCAGACGACUGUAGCUUCGGCCCCCGCCUCCUCCAAUCAACAACUCUCGUACUUGUACAACAACAACAACAACAAUAAUGCCUUUGGCAUCAAAAACAACGACGACGACGAUCAGCUGCAGCAGCAAUAUUCGUAUCACUAUUACUAUCAACAGAACCUUGCCCAGCAGCAACAACAGCAGCAACUACAGCAACAACAACAACAACAACAGCAACAACAGCAACAACAACAACAACUACAACUACAGCAGCAGCUCAACGGCAACGCGCCGGUCGUGUACUCUCCUCUACCCGUGCAAUACGGCGGCGGUCAGUUCUAUUACCACAACAAUUUCGCUGGCAAGCAAUAUCCGCCGCAACAACUACAGCCUAACCACUAUUACCGCGGUAGACUGACUUCGCGGCGCAACAGCAGGACGCAACAGCAGUCCGCGUACGACAACGUCAACAACGGCGGCGGCGUCGGAAAUUUCUACGGUCACUAUCUGCAGCCGCAGCAUCAACAGCAACUGCAAAAACAACCGUCGCCGGAUUACGGCGGCGGCGAAAGUGACAACGUGAUCGGCAUCAAGUACGACCAAGACCCGCAGGCGGCCGCGGGCAAGCAGCACCAACCGGUGCCGCCGUUCCGGCCCAGCCAUCCGGUGUGGGCGUCCCAAUAUCCGGUGCCGUGGACGUACUACGUCAAGUCGUCGAUGGUGCAACCGGGACGGCCGGCGCCGUUCUACGCGCAACACAACAACAACUACUACGGCGGCGGCCGGAAGUCGAGGUACGUGCUGCAGCAGCAGUCGGCGGGCGCGGUGUCCAACAGGGUCGGCGGGUAUUCGCCGGCCAAGCCGCCGCGCACCAAGGUCGUUUACAUCGAGUACGGCGGCUUCAAGCCGAAAAUGGUUCCGUCCGUGCAGAUCACGGCUUCCGAGGACUACGACGGCAACCGCCGUCAGUUGACGGUCGUCGACGGCAACGACUCUGCCGCCGCUCAGGACGCGGCGUCCGUGGCCACUCCGGCCGCCGCGGUGAACGCUACCACCGCCGUGCCCGCGGCCGCCACGACCGCGUCGGCGACGGCGACGAAUACGACGACGACGACGACGACGACGACUGCGGCGACGGCGACGGCGACCGUAUCGAGCGCGAAAACGAUGCCGGAAAAACAAACGCCCCCCGCCCCCGGUGUCGUCGUAGUAGUCGUUUGAGUCGACCCCCCGACAACGAUAUUUUAAUUUAUAUACGUUUUUUUUUUUUCGUUCUAAUUUUUGUACAUAUAAAUCGGCUAAGACGCGACUGCGGUGGCUCUUAUGCGGAACGUAGUUGUCUAUAGCCUUGCUAGCUGCAACAGUAUUUAAUUUAUAAAUUAUUUAUACAGACGUCGCGACGUGUUAUACGGUAGAAACGCAUCUAUACUUCAUCGUUUUCCGAUUAUUUUUGCUUUUAAACAUUUAUUAUGGUUAUAAUAUUAUGUAUUAUUGUUUGAAUCGCGUGACAUAAUUAAUAUUAUAUAAUGUAUAGUGUAGCACACUGUCGGUGUGUAGAAACGAUCGAAUAUAUAGCUAUUUAAAUACUUAUAA